Messenger RNA from Gymnodraco acuticeps, 6339 nucleotides. RefSeq names its product flocculation protein FLO11 (gene prr36a). Bases 314 to 4693 code for a protein of 1459 amino acids. Lineage: Eukaryota; Metazoa; Chordata; Actinopteri; Perciformes; Bathydraconidae. The transcript has 6 exons. The record is from RefSeq and is a predicted model, not a curated record.
CCUGCCGCCGCCUGCCGCUGCUCAAACGUGGAGGGAAGGACACGGAGAGGGACUCUCGGCUCCUGACUGCGCGGGGUUAUUGUUAGUCGCGAAAUGUACGGCUCUGUCGACAUAUAUAUUUAGUGCAUUUCAACCUCAGAGCUGGACCGAAAGGCUGGGACUGUUUGUUUCUUCUUCAACGACAGAGCCGGCGGUUGGAAGGAUAUCCCAGUGUGAGAGAAAGUGACCAAUCAAAAAGUGUGUGGGCCCCUGGACUUUGUAAGCAGCAACCCCAGCGUCCACACCUUCUUUUUUUUUUUAGGAGGGGGGAGAAAUGAAACCGGAUGGGGAUACUAUGGAGACCACGGAGCCCACUGAAGAUGCAGCAGUAGCAGAGCCCUCCUCAUUGCAGGACAACACAACCGAGGAAGCCCCAUCGCAACCAGAGGAAGCGGCCAUUGAUGUAGCCCCUGAGACCAUUCCCAAGGGCAAUGGCAAGCCAGUGGCAGCAGACUCCAAAGUCAAACCAAAAGGUGUUUCAACCAAAACACAGCCCGCAGCCAAAUCUGCAGGACCCUCUGGAUCAAGGCCGGGCACUUCCUCGCACCGCACUGUGAACGACGGCAAGUCCUCUGCGAAUGUCUCUGCAGCUGCAGCCAAGAAAACGGCAACUACAACAAAAGCAGCAGCAGCAUCAGCAGCAGGGGGCGUACCUAAACGACCUGUGGGGGCAGCAGCUUCCUCCACGGUCAAGACCCUAUCUAGAGCCCCAGACAAGAAGCCUGUAGGACCAGCUAAGGCUUCCUCCGCUGCUGCGUCCACAGCAACAAAUGGCACCAAACCAACCACCGUGAAUGGCGUUCCUAAGAAGAGACCAGCAGCUGAGACUGUAGCGAGACCCAAGACCACAGCUCCUGCCAGCAGAGCAGCAGCCUCCUCUGCCUCAAAACCCAGCACUUCAACCACGUCAAAAGCUGUUGGUGCAACAACAAAACCAGUCGCCUCUGUAGUUUCAAAGACAACAAGGCCGACUACAGCUCCCUCAACAUCUCGACCUGCAUCCACCACAUCCAGGCCCACAACAGCUGCACUGAAGCCCUCCACCACUGCAGCUGCCAGAACCGCCUCCUCUAGAGUCAACACAGCCCCCCCUACUGGCAGGACCACCGCAGCACAGCCUCCCAGAACUGUAGCUGCUAAGAAAGAUGUCAGUCGCCCAACUUCUGCUACAGUGGCAAAUAAACCUCUAGCAACUACGACAUCCGCUGAUGCCAAGAAAACCCCUCGACCCACAGCCCCCGUAAAGCUCAACACUGCCUCCAAAUGUUCCACAACAACCAAGGCAGCAGACCCCAAGGUGUCACAGACCAAAGUUCCUGCAAACUCUACUCCCACCAAGAAACCUGUAGCUUCGGUUCUGUCCCUGGCCCAAAACAAACAGCCUUUUGGACGAUCCCCACCUGCGUCUCCAGCCAACAGACCUGCAAACAGCAGCACUCCUCAGGCAAAACGCAGAACCAAACCCACUCAGGCUGUCCUUCCUUUCACUGCCACAAAGAAGGCCGGUGUUUCCAGUAUUCUCAAAGCUGCUGCCGGAGCACAGAGGGCUGCCGGUGGUGCAGGUGCAGCAGUGGAGACUCCCCCUGUCUUGGCCCAGAGUACUACACUGGACGUGGUGCCACAAGAGACUGCUGUAAGACAAGAAGCUGCUUCCUCUCCUCCACGAACCCCCACACUUCUGAUGGAGACCGAGAGCAGUGCUUUAUUACCAACAACGCAGGAACAGACCCCUGCCCCAGUCGAGCCUGCAUUACCACCAGUGGCCUGUCCCCCAGAUUACACUGAGGAGCCUGGUUACCUAACCCCCUCCACGUCUAAAGUCCUCCCAGCAGCAGCAGCAAAUUUCCUCUCUCUGAAAGUUCCUCCCACCAAUCUAAAUGAGGAAGAGGAUGAGGAGGAGAGGGAGGGGAGCCAGCUGGUUUCUGUGUCUGAGAUGAGUGGAACCACGCAGCCCACAGAGGAGUCUCGUCCCGGCUCUGCAGGACCUGUCGGAGGGUCUGCCUGGAAGGCCGGUGGCGCCCUGUUUUCUGAGCUGGACUCUGAGGAGGUGAGCGGCAGCCAGCAGGGGGCGUCGGAGCUGAGCGCCCCCGGGGUCCUGGAGGGCACCGAGAGCAUGGACGACCUGGGAGACGGCAGUCUGAAGGGAGCCAUCGACAUGGAAGGGGCCUCAGCGGGGUCACCUGACUUUGAGAAGGUCCCCGACAUACCGGCUAAUGACUUCGAUGAGGACGAUGACUUUGACGAUGACCGUGUGUAUGACAUGGACGUGGGCUCGGAGCGGGCCGACGAGCCGCAGAGACUCCGGCAUGAUAACGACGCGAAUGAUGAAGAAGAGGAGGACGAAGAUGUGGAAAUGGCAAGUGAGGGCGUGACAGAGAGCGGGCUGGAAAGCUAUGGGAAUGCAGAUGAAGAUGACUUUGCUGAAGAUGAAAGGCUGGACAACCUGAACAGAGUGGCCGAGCCCCCGCUUCCCCCUCUUCAGCUCCCCUCCGCCCCCGCUGCUCAGUGGGAACAACCAAACCCCUUCGUUGAUCCGUGGCAUGCAGACCCUGAGCAUCAGCAGCUCCUGGUGGCAGUCUCCCAGCCAGAACAGGAAGCAGGAGUGGCAGCAGCGAGCCCCUCAGCUGACCCCUGGCAUGCAGACUCUGAGACCCCGACUCAGGCCUCAGCUUGGUUGGAACUCGGCUCUGCUCCUUUGGUUCCUGAAAACCAAGAAGCUCCCCAUCAGUCCUCCGUCAAAGAUGAGCCACAAGAUCUAGCUCCAAUGCAGACCCUGGCCCCGGUUCUUCUCUCUGCACCCCCCAUGUCUCUGUCAAGCACCCUGAGCAGUGAGACCAGCACCCCCGAGGAGCUCUGCGACUACAAUCUAGAUGGGAAGGCUCAAGAUGUGCAUGCACCGGCACUCUCCCCACAGCCUGAGCUGGACCACGAGGAGGCCGAGACGCUGCCCGCUGACGAAGUGCUGGGAGGCCCUGCAACUUCCCCCACCUCCAACCCCUCCUCCCCCUCGGUAACAGAAGACGAGGCCAGCGACACGGAGGGAGAGGCUCAGUUGGAUGAUUCCUUGGAGACGACGAUGGUCAGCCAGCACAUCACCUUCGACAGCCAAUCUCCAUCCCAGCGCUGCCUGUCCACCGUGGAAGAGGGAGAGGAGGCUGACACGGAGGAGGCUCGUGCAGGUGAAGACACCACCCCACCUUCCACUACAUCGUUGGUGUCAUACGGCUUCGACACCAUGACCACAGCUUCCAACGCCCAGUCCACAGGGGAGAGCUGCGUCAGGAGCCCCGGCAUCUUCUCCCUGGAGGAGCUGCCCGAGGAGGCCAAGGAGCCGUGUCUGAUCCCGCAACCUCACACGCCGCCAUGCUUCGCAGAGCAUCAGUACAUCGAUUGUGGGAAGCAGGAAUCAGAUUCUGCUGAGCCCGCUGAGAACACCAGCACGGGUGUGCCGGGGCCCGAGGAAGCCCCGGACCCUUCGUCUGCCCAGAGCACUUUGCAGCAAUCCGAAGAAAUCCCAGAGGACGUCCAGCCUCCCUACUAUUCUGCGAUCUGUGAAAAGACUGAGAACUCUUUUGCAGGCUUCGCUGCACUACCGCAGCCUCACCGCCGCGAUCACUCGGCCUACCCCAGGACCUACUGCGACCUCGUCAAACCUCUGGUGGCCGCCCCCCCGCCCAAACUGACCUGCGCUGACCUCCCCCCCAGGAACAUGGGCCAGAAGGCGCUGAGCCCCCAGCUGCGCAGGCUGGAGCAGCACCAGCGGCAGCUGCUGGAGAUGCAGCUGCGCCGCGACCAGCAGAGCAGACCGCUGGAGGAGGCGGAGCAGGAGAGGAAGACCAGGGAGGAGGAGGAGGCCAGGAAGAAGAAGGAUGAAGCCGAAGAAGAGAUAAAGAGGAAUAAGGAGGAGCUGGAGAGGAAGACGCAGGAGGUGGCGAAGAAGAAGAAGGAGGAAGAGGAGGAGAGAGGGAGGAGAGAGCUGGAGAGGAAGACGCAGGAAGUGGCGAAGGAAGAGCAGGAGAAACGGAGGAGAGAGCUGGAGCUGCAGCAACAUCAGGAGCUGAAGGAGCGGCAGCAGAUCAUGCAGUGGCAACAAGAGCUGCAGCAGGCUAACAAGGAGCAGGCGGAGCUGCUGUUGGCCUCCUCCGUCCUCUGCACCAUCUACGAAGCCCUGGAGAACAGUGAUGGUGAGGAAGAGCUCAACCCCACUAAAGAGGAGACACCAAACGGAGACCUGAUCGACGAUGAGCGUGGAGACUCCUCUCCGUCCACAGAGAGCCCCCCUCCUCUGCGAGACUCCCCGCAGACGUCCAGCGACCCCUCCCAGGAUGGAGACAGCUCCUCCCCCUGUCCCCCCGAGUCUCCAGAGAGACCUCCCCCCCUGGAGCUGGACUGGGGGAAGAAGGUGGACAUCGUGCAGCAGCUGAUCAAUCAGACGCUGCUGCUGAACAGAGGCGGCUGCUCCUCGCUGCUGCUGCUGCCGCGGGGGGCGGGGGGCACGCUGAGCCCCCUUGAGAGCAGCCUGUGGCCCAGCCUGCUACCCCCCCUCACUCCUCCCUCGGCCACUGUCACCGCCGUCAGUAGUUUCUCCCCAGAGGCCACUGGGAGCUCCCCUCAGGGGGAGUGGACAGUGGUGGAGCUGGAGACGCAUCAUUGAGGGACAAUUACAGUACACACUGUUAAACAUUGAGGACAGACAUACAGGGAAGAUGGCGCAAGUAUUUUCACACACACACACACACACUCAAGACUUGCUCACAACUAAAAAGGUGAUGUACAUGUGUAUGCAGAGCAGCACACAUUUACUCUACUGUUGCUGUUAACACAAUUAAGCAAAUCAAGGUUCACUUAAGGAGAACAGAUUAAAUACAGCUGGAAGUAAAUAUAAGGGCUGGACAAUGGAGGGGGGGGAAAGGCAAUAACUUGAUAAGCAGCACCAUUUAAAGAACGAUAAACUCGAUUUAAAAAAAUCACUGUUGAUGUCCAUCACAUUGAACUCAAUGGUCAAGAUUGUAAGAAGUCAUACCCAAGUAUUUAAUAAAGAUAACCUCAGAGAAAUUGAUAAACAUCAUUGUUAGAAUUUAAAAAGGACAAAACAAACUGCCCAUCAGGAAGACCCAGUAACUUGUGCUAUUGAUCAGUGGUUCCAAACUAACAGUGAAUCACAAGAAAGCAUGUUUGUAUACACAAUGUGUAUUUCCUUCAAGCUUUUAUUUUCUUGUUGCUUCCUUUCAAAACGACCAAAUGAAUCUAAGUAUUAGAAGGAAUAAUCACUCGACAACCUGUAGACAGGUGCAACUUGUGACUCGUAGUAGACUGAUCUUAUCUUUGAAAGGGCAAAAAAGCUUGGGUCACUCAAUGGUCAGGGUUUUCUAACCCUACUGAAAACACAAGCCCAAACAAAACAGACACUAAUGAUCGGUGGUGCUGCAGUUCUUGUUUGCUGUUACUCCAGCAAGUAUGCAUUUGAUUGAUGUAAACAAAAGGUUAACAACUAUUUUGCUCUGGUUGUAGACUCUCUGGUAGUCCUCGGGGGUAAGUUAAAGAUUCAAUUAUCAUAUCAGUAAAGACGGUCCAAUUUGUGGACCACAUUUUUUAUGGAAAAUGUAUUCAGUUGGUUAACACGCAUUAACCCACAGAAACAUCUAAAUGCUUUUUUUUAAAAAGCCUUUUCUAAAAUGUUAGGAUUUAAAAAAAAUUACCAACCCUUUGUGUCCAUGGUUUAAAGUGUUGAGUCAGAUAUUUCUUGACUUUAGACAGACUGCAGGCACCAUUUUUUUUUAUUGAACACUGAUGAAUGACAUUGUUUAAUACAUUUUGCUAAAAUAAAGAAAACGGUUUGUAUUUCGUUAAUCACCUUAUUCUAGACGCGAUGAUAUGCAGACACAGGCCUAGUUUCAAUUAGUUUAUUAAUCAGCAUUUGAAGUUAUUUUAACCAAAACAUACGACAGAAAUGCCAAGUACAGGACCUCUGAGUCCUCGGUGUAAGCUAGGAUGAGUCUUUACUCUGGGGAAAAGUCUCUGAUUCUGCCAGUGAAGAACCUGCGUCUCCGCUCACGUAGACAAACACGAGACAGCACUGAAACUCAGCACCUCUCUCCUCACUAGUGAUGUGUCGGUCACGAACGAGCCGGCUCAAAGAGCCGGCUCUUUUAAGUGAACGACGGGAGCCAGCUCUCGCCCGCGAACGAGCCAUUUUUGCGGACGGAUCUAGAUCGGCAUGAAGGCACAUUAUGCAAUGUGCAAUGUGCACAUUAUCCCGCUUAUUACAUGGCCACAUUCUCAACAAAGUAACGACAUGAC